UACUCUUUACACUUGUCGGGAUAAAUAAAGUAGGAGGCAACCCCAGCUAAGUUGGUAGCGAUUUACCUCAUUAUGGUCCUUUACUGGCUAGAGUCACAAGACAAAUUUCACUCAAAAUACAUAUUUGGAUAGUGACUGUGGACUUUCUAUAUCAGAGAUUAACACCACAAAUUCAAAUGCAGGGUUGGAAGUUUGUGCAGAAAAAUGUUUGUAUGCUUUGUUACAAAGGCAGCAUCAAUGCUGUAUGUGCAGAAUCUGCACUUUUACUAAACAGAAGAUAGCCAGCCAGCCAUCCAUCUCCACUAACCAAACUGAGAAGUGCAAAUCAUUCCCAGUGUGAAAAAGGAACAAUCAUAUAUAUUAUGCUGCAAAAACCAUGUUACCCAUGUUAGAUCUCACUUUAGUGGAAGAAGAAGGAGAAGAAGCAGAUUCCAGUAAAGAAAUCUUUUGUCUGAAGCUGUUGAAACUUGCAUACAUUGCUUGGAUUAGAAUAGAAGUAAGAUAUAUGCCUGGUGAAAAUCCCCCAACUUAUUCUUAUCAUUGAUUUUUCCCCAAGCUCCCAUCUUACCAAACACUGAAUAAGGCUUCCCACCUAAGUGACAGACAUUUCACCAAGCCAAAACUCAAUCCAAGAAACAUUCCCAUUUCCCAUUCCCCAGUUCUGCACUUUCCAGUCUUACUGAAAAAAAGCUCCAUCUUCGCGGGAAAACAUGGCAGCAAGAUCAGACUUGGCACAGAAGCUGCUGCACGAUCUCCGGCUCAGGAAGGAACGGAUGGGUGCUGCUCAGAAUUCUGGGAAUUCACACUCCGCGUCAAGAGGAGGAUAUGCAAAUGCUGGACAACCUCACCGGGGUUCUCGACAGAUAAAAACUCUAGAAUCUGCAGGUUCAAGAACAAGGAAUUCACAGAUAUCUGGGAGGGGGGGCAACAGAUCAUUCCAUGUUCAAGAAUCUGCUGGGCAGAUUGUUCCUUAUGCAGCUGGAAGAAAGAUAGAUCUGUCCAUGGCAAUCACAUUUGCCAUCGAAAAUCGAGGGAAGUUUACGAAACUCAACUCUUCAUCCAACAAUUCAGUGCUGGGAUUUAUCCAUCAAAUCGGGCAGAGAUCACUGGACUUGGGGAAAAUGGAAAGGAGAGGUCAUCCUUCAAGCAGCCAGAUUGUUACUCUCUCAAGUGUUCAAGUCAGCGAAAUCUCGAAAGGGAUACAGAGGAUAAACCAGAUCCUCAAAGCCUGCUCGGAUGGCGUUAACUUUGACAGAUACUCAGUUGAAGUUGGGAAGGAGCUCUUGAAAGGUGCCAUGGAUUUGGAGUCAUCCCUGAGAAUGCUUGUAAAUCUGCAGGAAACAUCCAACUACAUGAUCAAACCUCAACGAAAGAACCGGAUAACGUUGCUCGAUGAAGAUGAAGAUGACGAUAGUGCUGCAGAAACAGCAGACCAGAAGCUUCAACUGGACCUUCCAAGAUUCUCAUUUGAUAAACCCUCCAGAAAAUCACACAGCAAGAAGGAGACGAGUGAACCGCGACUUCUAGCCCUGACAUAUCCAAAUGAAAAGAAACCUCUUUCCCCUUCAGUUUUUAAGGCUCUUUCUGCAAAUUUGGAGCCCAAAAACCAGCCAAAUUCAUCAAUAACUGGAGCAGAAAAAGGGAGAAUUUCAAAUGUCAUUGCAAAACUUAUGGGACUGGAUGAAGUUCCCCAAACUGCAGAUAUGAAGGCAUCAAGACAGCCAUCAACCUCGAAGAAGAAAGAAUCUCCAGACCUGAAGAAAACUGCACAUUCCAGCGUUCGAUCGACUGCUGAUUCAGAAAACAAGCCACCCCACAACAUUGAUAAGAAAACUAAACAAUCCAAGAAUGUGUUGCCAUCUCUGGAUGCCAUAGUUCCCCUUAAAGAUGGUGGUUCUGCCAUGGUUGCCUCUGAUACAAUAAUCUCACAUCAGAAGGGUGCGAAACAAGCAGUUAGACAGAAUCACCAAACCAACAUUGCUCAAAUCUAUCAACUCCCUGGAAAUCUCCUGAAAAUGGAGAAAGAGCCACCGAAUCAUGGAAGCAGUGAAACCAUCUCGAAGAACGAGGCACAGCCAAACCUUCCACAAAAGCACAAGAUGGAAGUCGCUGAAAACUUGUCGCCGCAAAGAACCAAGCACAGGAAGAACAUACAUCAGACAGAAAACAAAGUAGCCGACAGAUUUCUCCCGGAGAACCAACAAACUCCCCUGGAAAAGACUGAAGCUCCUCGACUGCAAAAGCCAAGAAAACCUGAUGGGAUGGAGGACAAGAACCAAUCAGAUAGAAAAGAGCAAAAAUUGGAAGUCAGGAAGCCCAAUGGAGGUCAAGUAGAGACCAGAAUUUCACAAACAUUAAGGAAUAAAACAGGUAGUGUUCAAAAAAGGCAACCUUCACAGAACCAAGCCCAAAAUGGCAAGUUUGCAAGGCCUCAGAAAGAUCUCUCAAACAGCAUACACCCUAAAGAGCUUGCCAAAAAUGGGAAAUCUUCAGGGCCUAGAGCCACUAUGCAAUUAACACCUAGAAUCCAGAAGGUUGCACAAGAGAAGCCUAUCAAGGUGCCAGUCAUAAAGAAGAAAGAAAGUUACAUUCAAAUCCACAGAAAAGAAGCAUCUAAAAAUAUAAAAGGAUUGGAUGGUAGAAAAGAAACCCCCAAACCCAUGGCUGGGCCAUCGAAACAGCAGCUACCAAUAUUGCAAGUGAAAAAACAGACGAAACGUAAUGUGAACAGCAGCACAGCCGUGAAAGCAGGCAAAUCGAGCGAAGAACAUUCCAAGGAAUCAAAUGGAAACAUCUCUGAAUUUGAAACAUCAGAAGUAGCCAGUGAACCAAAAGACAAAGAGCUUAAAAUCACGCCCACCAAAACUCCAGAAACCCCAGCAGGACUAAAAACUGAGACUUUUGCAUCCGCACUGCCCGAGCCACUGACUGAAUCAGAAAAACAUCUUAAGGAGACACUGAUCAAAAGCCAUCUAUUCCUCAGCACUGCAGAGGCGCUUCUGAAGCUCAACUUACCGAUCAGCGUCCUCCAUGCCACUGAUCAUAUCAACCAAGGUGCAGACUUUAAGCUCACAGAAGACUGUGGCUAUGAAGUACUGAGAAGAAAAGCAAGGAGGCAAGAACUCUCACUCCAUCCCUGUGCGAAAAUAUGCAUCAGCUACACCAAGGUAAGAUCUUUAGAUGAUCUGAUCAAGCAACUGUGCAGAGACUUUGAGAAGCUGAGCUCCUAUGGCUGGGAAUCGUGCGAUUCAUCGGAGUAUUUCAACAAUAUGCUUGCGAAAGACAUGCGAAAUCGCGACCCGGACAUCAACUGUAUGUGGGAUUUUGGGUGGGAUGAGACCAUGUUUGGCUUCCUAGAAAAAGAUGAGAUUGCAAAGGAUGUUGAAAAGCAUUUGCUUAAGGGACUCAUAGAUGAGAUCACCAUCGACUUAUUAUAAUGCCUCUGAAAUAAGCAUUUAGUUCUGUAAAGAUUGAAAUGAAACCAUCAAAGCUGAUUUCUUUUCUUCAAUAGUUUUUUUAUUCUUGAAAUCAAAGCUCAUGAAUGGUUCAGUA
Ipomoea nil (Japanese morning glory) is the source of this 3552-nucleotide messenger RNA. RefSeq lists its product as uncharacterized. The record is from RefSeq and is a predicted model, not a curated record. Lineage: Eukaryota; Viridiplantae; Streptophyta; Magnoliopsida; Solanales; Convolvulaceae. The transcript has 4 exons. Bases 711 to 3437 code for a protein of 908 amino acids.